AUGUCAUCAUCCGUAUCCGUAUCCAUAGUAAAAUCCACCAAAUCAACCGGAAUAAAACAACCCAUCAUCAGACUUGUUCCCAUACUUCCUCAGUCAAAAUUUUUAAUUUUACCUUUGAUAAUUUACUCACAAAUCUUCAAAUAUCUAACACCGCAAGAUUUAUAUUCUUUAUCUUCCUUAUGCAAAAAACUUCGUAAUUUAUUAUGGUCAGAUAAGAAACAAAUACAAGAGAUAUGGAAAUCAUCUAGAAUGUAUAACUUAACUUAUCCAUCCCUUCCGCCUCCAUCAAAUAUGAUUGAACAACAAUAUAUUUGGUUGGCUUUAUUGGCCAUGAAAUGUCAAUUUUGUAAUAAUAGUUAUAAUAGAUUUGGUUAUAACGUUUGGAUUAAAAAGGAAGUACUGUGUAGCAAAUGUUUUUCAGAGAAAACUUUAUUAAUAAGAGACAAAGCGUUUCCAAAUUAUUUACCGCAAGGAUUACUUUAUUGCAUACCCUACACGAACUUCAUGACAUGGUCAAGUGAAAAAUUGCGUGCGUAUUGGAUUUCUGAUAUUAAAUUGGCUAAAAAAGAAUAUUUAGCAUUAAAAACUAAUAAGCAGAGAAAGGAUUGGAUGAGUAAAAAACAAAAGGAAACCAAAGAAAUCAUGAGGAAGGCAAAUGCCUAUGAUCGACAAGAUUAUGUCGCAUACUUUAAUAAUUUAUAUUAA
This is a messenger RNA of Funneliformis caledonium, 705 nucleotides long. Lineage: Eukaryota; Fungi; Glomeromycota; Glomeromycetes; Glomerales; Glomeraceae. The record is from the annotation of a GenBank genome assembly.